AGAUCCAAAGUACUAUUUCCCAUUUCCACUUUAGCAUUUUCAGAAGUGUUUAGAGAGAGAAAUUAAUUAAUAGUUAGACACAGAAAUAUUAGAGAGAGAAUGAGAUCCUUAGGUCAGGAUCAGAAUAUUAUCUUUGAGUUUCACAAAGCUGGGAACAACAACAACAAUAGCAAUCGUGUUAAUGGAGCUAAUCGUGUCAAUUCUUCUUCUUCUUCUCACCACCAUAGAACAGCUUUGGGAAAAUCAACACCGUCAAAAUGGGAUGACGCGCAGAAAUGGCUAGUGGGGUUUUCAUCAAGAGAGAAACUUGUCAAAGGUGGGCAGUCCAAGACUAGCAAGCCCAGAAACUCAAACGCGGAUGAUCUGAGACUCAUAGCUUCUGUGCCGCAAAAGGAACAAGAGUACUACUCAAGUGAAGAAGGUGAUCAUGAAGAAGAAGAAAAUGGGGAGAAUAAUGAUAAUGUAGAGACGAAAAAUGUUGAUGGGCAAGAGUUAGUAUGGCGAAUCAACAAGCCAGCAGUACUAAAUAACAACAACAAUGGCGUCUCAACCGGCAGUAGUACUACAGUGGUGAGAUCAAUAUGCGUUAGGGACAUGGGCACGGAUAUGACCCCCAUUGCGAGCCAAGAGCCUUCUAGGACCGCCACCCCGCUGAGGGCCACGACGCCUGCGGCGAGGAGCCCGAUUUCAUCGGGAUCUUCGACUCCGGUGCGGUGUCAGCAGCACCGGAGUGCUGAAGGACACCAGGGGUGUGGAAAUAGUAGUGGUAAUGGUAACAAUAAUAACGGUUCAACAAGAAGGUAUAAUGCGGAAGAAUUAUCAGGUGAUUGCAAGGGACAGAGUUUGGAUCAGGGUGGGAAUAAUAAGCUGAAUCCAUUGGAGACCCGGGCGGUGGCUUGGGAUGAGGCUGAGCGUGCCAAGUACAUGGCAAGGUAUAAGCGUGAAGAGAUGAAGAUCCAAGCAUGGGAAAAUCAUGAGAAGAGGAAGGCUGAGAUGGAAAUGAGGAAAAUGGAGGUGAAGGCGGAGAGAAUCAAAGCUCGGGCAGAAGAGAAGUUGGCAAACAAGCUUGCAGCAACUAGGAGAAUAGCCGAAGAAAAGCGUGCAAAUGCGGAGGCCGAACUUAAUGAGAAAGCUGUAAGAACUUCUGAAAGAGCAGAUUAUAUCAGAAGAACUGGUCACAUGCCCUCCUCAUUCUCCUUCAAGUUACCUUCCCUUUGCUGGUAGCUGA
Molecule: messenger RNA, 1228 nt
Organism: Morus notabilis
Lineage: Eukaryota; Viridiplantae; Streptophyta; Magnoliopsida; Rosales; Moraceae
Product: remorin 4.1
Exons: 3
Coding region: 100-1224 (374 amino acids)
Source: RefSeq, a predicted model, not a curated record